Molecule: messenger RNA, 1962 nt
Organism: Rosa rugosa (rugosa rose)
Lineage: Eukaryota; Viridiplantae; Streptophyta; Magnoliopsida; Rosales; Rosaceae
Product: protein WUSCHEL-like
Exons: 2
Coding region: 906-1712 (268 amino acids)
Biological process (GO): plant organ development
Molecular function (GO): DNA binding; DNA-binding transcription factor activity
Source: RefSeq, a predicted model, not a curated record
UAUACGAGAUCCAAAAAUAUUUGUAAGAGGUAAGGUUCGAACUCCCGACCUCGAACACGAAGGUUUUGCUCCCAACCACUGAAGCAAGAGCUGCCUUCAUUAAUAUAUGCUCACGUGUUAUAUUUAUUAUGUCAUAAGCGACAUAAAUAAAAUAACAGGGAAGGCAAGGUUCGAAACCUCAACCUGCCGCACGAAACCUUUUUCCCCCAACCACUGGAGCACAAGCUGUGCUUAAUAUAAUGUGUACAAAUGUUAUACUUAUUAUGUCAUAAGCGAACAUAAUAAAAAUAAACGAGAGGCAAGGUUCGAACCUCUGACCUCUUGUACAAGAGCCUUGCUCUUCAACCACUAGAGCACCAGCUGCUCUCGUUACUAUCCAUGCAACUUCUUUUAUUUAUUCUAUCAUAAGCGAUAGAAUAACAACAAACUGUCGGUACACUCCACGUGCCACGACACGUCUCUUCCGUGAUUUACGGAAAGCAAAUCACUUUCGGCUAAAGCUGUCUGCCACAGCGUCUCGAGGUUCGGCCUGUCCCCUUACACGCUCUCCACGCGCCAACAACUUUUCCGGGUUUUCGGAUGACUUUAAUCCAACGCGUAGAUUGAAUCUCAGAGAUCGUCCAUCCAACGGUGGAGAUCUGCUCACCUCGUUCUAUAAAUAGGUGCAUCCUGGAGAAAAACUGUUCACACCAAAGAAAAGAAAUUUUCCCCAGCCAUUCUCUCUCAAACUCUGCAGUCUUCCUCUCGAAACUCAAAUCCUUUCUUCAUCAAUUUCAAUCCUUCUCUUCUGAUCUUCUCUCCCAUUUGAAGAUUCGAUUUCAUCUUUCCUCUGAGAAUCUCAGAUCUCCAAUCACCAGUUCAACAACUCCAAUCCUUCUAACAAAAUCUCCCUCAAACACUAAACCAUGUAUUCCUCGAUAUUCACAUCCUCUCACCUCAUGACCCAAGAGCCACGAACUCUGCAACUAAUGGAGCUCCAAACCCCGCAACAAAUGGAACCACAACAACAGCAACCAACAGAGGAGGGAGGAAACACCCAAGCAGCUGGAAGUAGUGCCAACAUGGAUUUCUGGCGAAGCCGUACCAGAUGGAUUCCUACUCCAGAACAAAUAAGAAUCCUCAAGGAUCUUUACUACGUCAAGGGAUUUAAGUGCCCAUCUACAGAGCACAUUCACGAGAUCUGCCUCCAGCUGAACCAGUAUGGACAUGUUGAGGGUAAGAACAUUUACUUUUGGUUCCAGAACGUCAGGGCUCGAGAGAAGCAGAUGAAUAGGUGUAAUCAGGCUGCUCCAGUGCCCAUGGGAACUAGUUCUCUUGGUACUGGUGGAUCCAUCGAUCUCAAUUUUGGGUCCACUGGUUCUACUGGUGCUGGUGGAUCCAUCGACAUCAAUUUUGGGCCAGCUGGUGGAUCCAUCGACAUCAAUUUUGGGUCCACUAGUUCUACUGAUGAUGGUAGAUCCAUUGAUCUCAACUUUGGUUCCACCUAUUCUACUGGAGGACAAACAUCCCUACAACAACGAGGAGGAGAUCACCAGGAGGUUCAAACUCUUCCUCUGUUCCCCGUGCACGGCGAGGACGUCUUUGGUAACCUGAAGACUACUUCCGAGGAAGGUAGCGCAUUUGGUUACUAUUCUGGUGGCUCAGGCGGUUACCACAGUGGCUCAAACGUUUCUCUUGAGCUCAGCCUCAACCCAUCCGGAGCUGCUGACUAGGCUUAGUAUAGAAUAGUCCUCGUUUCCCUUUUUGUAAUAUAAAAUCAAUAAGAUUGUGUGCAUGUUUUCUUUUCUUUUUGUUUAACCAACAACAACACCAAGGAUCGAACCUUGGUCACUCAAUACUCUUUUCAAAACCAUCGAGAACUCUGCUGCACACAUCUUUCAUAAUGAUGCAAUAAAAACAAUCACUCAAAACCUAGCAAUCAAUUAAGUCACACAGAGGUCAAGCUAGUAUCCUCUGAGUCAA